Messenger RNA from Dendrobium catenatum, 3096 nucleotides. Its product is annotated as sorting nexin 2B. The record is from RefSeq and is a predicted model, not a curated record. Gene Ontology annotation, molecular function: phosphatidylinositol binding. The transcript is spliced from 6 exons. NCBI's taxonomy places the organism in Eukaryota, Viridiplantae, Streptophyta, Magnoliopsida, Asparagales, Orchidaceae. The coding region runs from base 1039 to 2568 and encodes 509 amino acids.
UUGUUUUUAAUUAUAUGUCGAACCGAUCUACAAGUUAAUAUCCCUUCAGUAUUGUAUAUACAAAAAUGCCAAAUCACAUUGUUGACCUAGCCGUCAUUCCAAAGUGUCGAAGCACAGCUGCGGUUCAAAUAGCAGAACAAUUCUCUAGUAUCCUUAAAGAGGUCCAAGAAAAAUUGAUAGACAACAACAAAAAGUACAAGGUAGACCAAGAUAAGCAUACCUGGAGAGCUAGUCAUGUUGAGAUACCGCAAGGACCGAUUCCCUUCAGGACCUUGCCCGAAACUCAACCCAAAGAAACUUGGCCCCUUUCCCAUAUUGCGUAAAAUUAAUGAUAAUGCUUAUGUCAUUGAUUUACCAAAAUACAUUACAACAUCUUCCACCUUUAAUGUUGCCGAUAUGUACCCCUACCAUCCACCAAACGGUGCAGAUGCCACAACCAUCUCAUCAGAGAUGAGCUCUUCUGAAGCAGAGGAGACCUGAGACCUGAUGUGGACUACAUGCUACCUACGAACUACUCACCAUGUGCCACGUUAUGCUGCCACUAUUAACCGUUUAUUAUUCUAUUUCUUAUGCUAUACGUACUACCUUUUAUCAUUUCCAAAAAUUAUUAGUUAUAGUAUUUUCUGUUAUUCCAAAAAGAAAGAUAGAAGAAAGUAUCAAUUCCUUUUUACUGUGCAAAUUCCUGUUCCACUGCUUUGUAGUUCUGCCUUCAGGUCAGCGGCGGUAAACGAGCUGGCUCGAUCAGCUUAAAUAAACAAACUCGAGCAGAAUUUAUCUAAAAGAGCCGAGAUCGAACGAGAUCCUGACAGAUGAGCUUGAGCUCGAAGAUGCUCAAAUUCUUGGAUAUGCUUGGUUCGUUUGCAGCCAUGGCCUCGCAGUCUUUUUCGGAUUUUUCCUUAAUAUGGACUUUCUCGGCUAGAGCUAGACUUUCUCACCAUUUGGCAAUCAUUCGUCUUCGUCGCGACUCACAACAGGGCUUGGCCCCCUCACCCACUUCCCGUCUCUCCCAGAUCUCUGAAUUCGUCGCCUGCCCUGGCGAUGAUGGGACCGGGGCCCCAACCAUCCUUCGCUUCCCCACCGCUUACGGAAGCCAUGGAAUCCCUUCCUCUUUCUCCAUCAUCAUCUUCCAACAACUCAUCAUCCCCCUCCUCGUCGUCCAUACACCGCAGCGCCGUCAUCGUUGAUUCCUGCUCUGACGCCAAGGCCUUCUUUCACCUCCUCGAGCCUCAAAUUGGUCAAAAUCUCCCCUCCAGAUCCGGUCGCGCCUCCAACUUCGAGAUCACAGUCUCCGAUCCUCAGAAGGAGAACGCUGCAGCCAACUCGCCUGUCCCUGGCGGCGGCUCCUUUAUUUCCUACUUGAUUACGACUCGCACUUGCUCCGGUGGCCCCGGAUUCAGCGUCCGCCGCCGCUUCCGCGAUGUGGUUACCCUAGCAGAUCACAUCGCAGAAUCCCACCGCGGUUUCUUCAUUCCGCUCCGCCCCGAAAAGAGCGUGGUCGAGAGUCGUGUAAUGCAUAAACACGAGUUCGUCGAGCACCGCCGGGCGGCUCUGGAGAAGUACCUGCAACGGCUUGCAGCGCAUCCAGUGAUUGGGCGAAGUGAGGAGCUUAGAGUUUUCCUCCUGGAGCCGGGAAACCUGCCGCUAGCUUUGACGACGGAUAUGGCGUCAAGGAUAUUGGACGGCGCUCUGCGGCUUCCAAAACAGUUGUUUGGCGAUGGAUCGAAUGGGUGGGUGGCCCCGCAAGAAUCGGUGCUACCAGCUAGGGGAGGAAGGUAUCUAGCGAGGAUGUUUAAGGAAUUGAGGCAAUCGGUUAGGAACGAUUUGGUUGGGGCGAAACCAUUGGUGGUGGAGGAGGAUAAAGCGUUUCUGGAGUGGAAGGGGAAGAUACAAGACUUUGCACUGCAGCUCAAUGCUUCAUCGGAUAAGGCUGAAGCAUUGGUAAAAGCACAACAAGAUAUUGCAGAAACAAUGGGAGAGUUGGGUUUGUCAUUCGUCAAACUAGUAAAGCUGGAAAACAAUGAGAUCAUUGAUAUGCCAGAGAGAUCAUGGGCUGUUGAUGCCAAAGUCGUAGCAACUGCAGCUGUUAAAGCAAGCAGGUUUUACCGUGAACUAAAUGCUCAAACAAUCAGACAUCUGCAGGAGACUCUGCAGGAGUACACAGGGCUAAUGCUGAGCAUUAGGAAUGCAUUCUCGGAGCGUUCCGGUGCCUUAUUGACUGUGCAAACACUUAUAUCAGAUCUUGCUUCCUGGCAUGCUAGGGCUGAAAAGCUUGAAGCUGCUUCUGCUAGGUUUUUUUCCGGUUAUGAUUCUAGAAUCCAGAGAUUAGAGGAAAUAAGAAGGACGAUGAGAAUCACAGAAGAUGCUAAAAGUUGUGCAACUAGAGAGUAUGAAAAGAUAAAGGAGAACAACAGAUACGAUCUUGAGAGAUUUGAUAAAGAUAGGCAUGAUGAUUUUCUGAACAUGCUAAGAGGAUUGGCAAUGAAUCAGGUAGAAUACUUCCAGAAGAUUGCGGAUGUAUGGGAAAGAGUUGCAAGUGAAACAAGCCAUUAUACAAAAGAUAAUUGCUAGGCAAAGGACCCUGGAAAUCGUAAUAAGGCAUCCCUUGCAAUCUCCUUGUUGAACUAUUGUGGAUUGCAUGGCUCAGCUCUCCUGAUUGGUACGUUCUCCUCUAAUUUUUUAUCAGUUUUUAGAUAAAAAGAGCUUCAUCGUUUUGUAUUGAAUGAUCCAUUGGUGAAUUUUUUCCUAUAGAGAAGGACAUAGGAGUAGCAUUAUGGAGUCUAAUUUGUUAAAUAAAGGGAUUUGGCUGACAAAAUAAUUAGAAAAUGAUCUGUAAGUAGUAACUAAAAACAAACUUAGGAGUUGUUGAAAUAUGUAACCUUAAGGUGGUGCACAGUGAGUCAUUCAUUUCUUCUAAAAGUAGUCGAUCAUUUGGCCAUCUUUAGGAGUUUCUGACAUUAUUAGCUCAUCCUUCUCUAUUAAAUAGGCUGCAGCUAAAUGAUAUAGUAAAAAAAAAACUAUUGUUUCAAUGCUAAUACCAACUAUUCCUGCAUGUAAAAAAACUGGAAUCUUCAUAGGCAAUUUUUAUUUUCAUUUUAA